Molecule: messenger RNA, 2335 nt
Organism: Chara braunii
Lineage: Eukaryota; Viridiplantae; Streptophyta; Charophyceae; Charales; Characeae
Source: the annotation of a GenBank genome assembly
AGCCUGGGUGCAAGUGGGAGAGGAAGGUCUGCUGUGGAAGCGAGGGGGAGGGAGCACGAGCAUUGCCCCAACAAGCGCCGACAAGGGAGGAGCAGGUGCCAGGGAAGAAGAAGGAAGCCAUGGCCGGAAGACGGGCGAGAGGACUGCUAGACGCCGAAAUGGACGACGGGGAUACCCUCGGCCUCUCCCACUCGCUGAAUGCCAUGGCAACUCGCACCGAGGGAGAGGAAGACAUUGAAGACGAGGAGGAGGAGGAAGAGGAGGAGGAAGAAAAUGAUGGCUCUGGGGAUGAGGAAGAGGAAGGGGACGAAGAAGACGUGCAGCGGAACAAGGAGAACCAUCCGACAGAGAAUGUGUCCGGAACGGCGAGAGUGAACUAUUUGCUGGCGUUCAAGUACCUAGAGGAAACAUACACGUCAGCGCAAACACUUUUUGAGAUGAAGCCGGACUUUGAUCUCCUAGGGUAUAUCUUGAGUUUGCCAAUGUCUUGUAUGGACCGACCUCCUGUGGACACUGCCGAUGGACGAAGAUCAAGGGAGGUCAGAUUCCCUGCAGAGUACCAUGUUACGGUUCUCAUGGCGUCUAUGGAGAGGGCUCCCUGUGGGGACCACUUGCCUUGGGUGGGCAUGAUUGAUCCUGCCGAGUGCACAUCCGUUGAUCAGGUGGACCUGCAAAAACUUCGCUCAGGCGGCUACACCAUCUGGAUUUUGGGCGCCGGCCACUGUCGUGAGGCACGGAGCCGUUUGAUGGUGAAGCACCCUCAGGUUGACUUCUACAAGAGGAAUGUCUACUAUGUGUACGUUGGACUUACAGUGGAGGAAUCCCUGCUGAUUGGCCAUGAGCACAACAAUGCUGCUGGGUAUCACAAAAAGUUGACUUUCGUUCAGAGGAUGCGCUGCUGGAGGGACGUGUUUGAGAGGUUGGGGUGUGAGAAAACGAACGAGGCGAAAAAGCCAUGCUUGGAGGCGCUCGGUAUCCCAACAUUUUCAUGGAACUAUAUUGGUCCCCUGGAUCUUCAGCUUCAGAUUUGCAUGAAAGGACCAGAGGUGUGGGGCUUGCUCUCUGACAUUUUCACUCUGUGGGAGCAGGCCAAGAUCAAAGCUGUGAAGAUGAAGAAGGGCGUGGAAGUUAAGAGCGGGGUCCUGUCGCUUGACGAGAUGAACAACAAGUUCACGCUUCUCAAGAUUCGUCAGAGGACAGUGACUGCUUUCGUGAAAGGGGUGGGGGCAGACAGUUGGGAGGCUGCCAAAAAGGAGUUCCCGGUGCAUACGCAAGAGGCUAUGUUGUCGCAAUACUAUGGGUUGUAUGAGAGGAAUGUCAAGGAGACUCCUAUUGCUAUGCAGCUGUACAUUGCCAAGGCCCUCAACUACAAGGACAAGUUGCGCCUUUCACAGCAAGAGGAGCAAACUGCAGCAACACAAGAUCCUGAGGGCCUCCUGACAAACUGGACUGCUUUCGAGGGGGAGGGCUACAAGGGAACCGUGAAGGUGGCGCACUGUGACAUGCUUCAGCUACCUGAGAAAGUGCAGGACAGACUCCCCUUCACCUUGUGCAUUAUGGACUUCCCUUGCGGCUACAACGCAGAGGAUUCUAUGGAUGAUGAGGAGCCAUUCAGGAAGCCCCAGAUAGAGGCCAGCAUUGCGAGUUUCAAGAAGAUCACAUGUGCACCCUAUUGGGUCAUUGCUGGAUUCUGCUCAUCAAACAUGCUCACUGAUGUGAAAUCCACAUUCUCAAGUGCUUGCAAUUGUGGGGUGGAGGAGGGCAUUUGGGUGGCUCCCAACGUUUCUACUUCUGCACGUCUCAAGCUCACUAACUGUUGGCAGCAUUGUAUUAUUGGUUUUCAUAGUGAGAGCGGCUGCAGGGAGCCCAUUCAGUUUCAGUUCAUCGACUCUGACACCAGAAUGACCUGCUGGAAUCACAAUGCGGUGGUGAGGAAGUACACUUUUGCUGCAAACAACGAGAUUUUGUGCCCCUACCAGAAACCCAUUUCUUUGUAUGAAUGGCUGAUCAAGAAGUUUUCUGACCCGAAUGACUCAUACAUAGUAGAUGCUUUCUCAGGAUCAGGGACUGGAGCCUUUGCAACACUGUUGUCCAAGAGACAUGUGUUGGUCGUUGAGAACGACCUGCGUUGUGUGAGGGGGAUCAGGGCAAGGUUGGUAGGGAGAGGCUUCGUUGAGACUGCCGCCAAGGAGAUCGAUACCCGGGGCCGCACAGUGGCAGAGGGUUGGUGGCACGCCUGAGGCUUCGAGGCAUGCAUGAGUUGAUGCAGACCCUCCACUCGGUCCACGUAGAUUUCAUUGACUUGUCUGCGGCGUGCUUACUUUGCUAUUGAGAC